Molecule: messenger RNA, 1389 nt
Organism: Fonsecaea monophora
Lineage: Eukaryota; Fungi; Ascomycota; Eurotiomycetes; Chaetothyriales; Herpotrichiellaceae
Exons: 3
Coding region: 1-1389 (462 amino acids)
Source: RefSeq, a predicted model, not a curated record
AUGGGCAGCUACGACCAUCGAGAUUUUUUGAGGGACGAUUACGGGCCGGAUGCAUAUUUCACUCAACAUGCUCUCUCGAUGAGUGUGCCGGAGGCUUCAUCCGGUCUCUCAAUCAGUUUGCCAACUACCAUGUCAUCGCCUCAGACAAGUUACAUACUCGCUCCCCCAACCCAUGGAUACCACUCUGAAGAAGCGUAUGCCAUCACCGGAAACUCGGCUAGUGCAAGGGGUCGAAGCUACAGCGGAGCAAGCACCGUCAGUGCGGACUACAGUGUUGCAAGUCAGGAUGCAACGCCCAGGUCACCCUACGCUUUCGUCGAGUCUUGCGGCGAGUAUCGAUUGUCAGAUGGCAGCCAGGUCAAUCACAUUGGCAGGCCCACAAUGCCUUCUCAGGGUAGAUCACCAGUGAUUCGGGAGAAGAAAGAGGUUGUGCCCAAACAAGAAGGGGACGGAGUCGUGUGCCCCAGCAGCAAGGCUAAUGCAGAUAAUCGGACGUUCUGUCCACAUGAGGACUGUUUGGGCGAAGACGGGAGUCCCAAAAAGUUCUUCAGCCGCAAGGCAGAUGUCACCAGACACUAUAAGUCUCGCCACGACAUCAAGUACAUUGACUGUCCCAAGAAAAACUGCGAGAGAAAGGGCAGCCAAGGCUUCACCAGACGAGACCAUCUGACCGAACACCUCCGAGGAUUCCACAUGGAAAAGAUUGCAAAGAGACCGGUUGGCAACACCAAGGCCAAGCGAGGUGAGAAGCAGGCGAGCGAGGAGAGCAACGGGUUUAACAGCUCGUCUGAAGGUCUCACUCCGCCGGACCACGGCGAGGACGUUUUUUACUUUGGGUCUGGAAAACAGGGGUUUGCAGGACCCAUUGACCAAGGCAUCAAACAGGAGUCUGCACAGUCGUCUGACGAAGAGGGCGACGACAUCUUCCCGGCCUCUGACGACUAUCUUUCCAAAAGGACGAAGAGGUUCAAGAACGCCGUCCAGAAGCGCAAGAGUAAGGCCAAGCAGGAACAUCCCAUCGCAAUAAGACAAGGCAAUAUGCAGCCUCCCACAUCGGCUGGGGUAGCUCAGCCUCAUCUUCACGGACUCAGUUUCCAACCGGGAUUCACAACCUCACAAAUGAUGCCAGACGCCACGACAUAUACCACGCACCAUCAGCAACAUCAGCAGCAACAUCAACAUCAUCAUCAACAGCAACCGCAUCAGCAACAUCAGGGCUACACCACAGGCAGCAUGAUAAGUCCUCUCUACGCCGCCACCUCGAGGAUGGAUUCCUUCUACGAUCCCUCGUCCAUGCCCCAAGCGUACGAGAACCUGCCCACUCAGCCGAUAUCACGCUAUCGAGGCGACUCUCUCGACGGCUCCCAUUUCCAGUCCAUGCAAGAGUGA